This is a messenger RNA of Saccoglossus kowalevskii, 1449 nucleotides long. RefSeq names its product katanin-interacting protein-like. NCBI's taxonomy places the organism in Eukaryota, Metazoa, Hemichordata, Enteropneusta, Harrimaniidae. The record is from RefSeq and is a predicted model, not a curated record.
CAACUUGUAUGUACACAUAGUUAUAUGACCAAAUUUCGCUAAGACGUUACUAAGAUAAUGACUGAAAUUUACAAGACUUUUACAUGAAUGUUUUGAUUUAAGAAGAAUGGUUAUAUUCGCACGUGCUGACUGAUAGGUUUGGACUUUAAAAUGGACAAAUCUGUAGCACGAAAGCAUUGGAGCAAAGGUGCUGGUGAUAUCCAGUUGCCAACAAGAGUACAAGUUGCAAAACAAGAAGCUCCAUCUGGGUAUGAUGAUUAUUUACUACUGUUGCAACAGAGAAACAGAUUGAUGAAAAAGCUGACACAGAAAGAUGAUAAACAGAUAGAGUUAGAGAAGCGUGAACAAGGAUUUGCACUAUAUCUGAACGGUGCCAAUGCAGAUACAAGAGUACUACCUCCUACUAGUAAGACACCUUGCAUGACAGCUACCAAGACGCCUAGAAGCUGUAGGAAACCCAAGACAGCAGGAGAUGUACCAAGAAAUAAUUUUGUUGAUAGGUGCAGUUUAUUUGAUUUGGAAGAUGAUGGUACAAUCGACAAUUUUCGAGCAAAAACAGCACCAAGUAAAGUUCGAAGAAAAAAUUGGCAGCAGCAUUCCAUUGAAAUCAAGACAGACAGGGGAGAGAGACGAAGACUACAUGCACCUGUUUCUUAUCAUUACUCGGAAGAUUUUGAAGAUGGUGAUGAUUUGGUUGACAGUUUGGAUGAUGGAAUAGAUUCAAUUGAUUACGACGAUGAUUUCUAUGAUACUGAUAAAGAUGAUGGGCAACAGGCUGACAAAAACUAUGUUAUGUUGAGUGUUGAUGAUGUUAUAAAAUUACGUCAGAGCUUGGAGCUUAACUGCCAAAUUCGCGAUAGCAUUUCAAAGUAUAAAACGAAAUCUGCAAGUGAGGCAAUACCUGAAUGUACACAGAGUUUAGAAGAAGAUAUAGAAGAAGAUUUACAAGCCGAUAGUUUAGAAUGUAGUACUAUGUUAGCUCCAGAUGAUCUAUUUAUUUUAGAGUUGGGUUCAAAAGGGAAAACAAAUGAACAAAAUUCAACAACUAGAGCCAGAUAUGAAGAAAGUGAUUACAUUAUGCUGCAAAGUGAACCACCAAAAACUAAACUCAAAGGCAAUAAUGAAGCCAUGUCCCUGAGAUCACAGAAUAAAACGAAUAGGCUGUCUUUGGAUGUUGAUAAUUCACUGAAAGCUGAUGCUGUUAUAGCUGCCAUUAGAGCCGAAAAUGAAGGCUUAAAAAAAUUACAUAAACAAAUUCCGUCCAUUCCCGAAACCAGUGUUGAUAAAAGUACAGAAUCAUUAAACUCUACGCUUACUGAUGAUAGAUUAGAAGACAUCGUUAAAAAAGUAUCCGAGUUAGACAGCAAAUCACAGCAUAAGCUGGUAGAAACUUUACAUGCAAUAGAAGACUCCGCCAAUACUGAUUCUAAGUUAUCACCCCAACAUACG